AUGGCUGACGGGUUGCUGGCGGCUGGCGGGCUGGGGUCGCAGGCGAUGGUUCCCCAGCCGGAGCGCACGGGCUGGGCGGUCGAGGAGUCGACAGCGCCUCUAGAGAAAGCUCUGUUCCAAGAUGAAGAUUCAUGCAGUGAUUGUAGCAAUCAUGAUAAGCGGGGUACUAGUUUACAAAGUUUUGUGCCUGAAGGAAAGACUCAUUUCCCAGAAAUAUUCCAGACAAGUCAACUUUUGUUCUAUGAGCGAUUCAGAGCUUAUCAAGAUUACAUUUUAGCUGACUGCAAGGCCUCUGAAGUAAGAGAAUUCACAGCUGAGUUCUUGGAGAAGGUCCUUGAACCAUCUGGAUGGCGGGCAGUCUGGCACACUAAUGUGUUUGAGGUGCUGGUUGAGGUCACAGAUGUGGACUUUGCAGCCUUGAAGGCAGUAGUGAGGCUUGCCAACCCGUACCUCUGUGAAUCUCAAGUGAGCACUUUUACCUUGGAUUGUAUGAAUGAGCUCCUCGAUCUGAAGGAACAUCGGUUGCCCCUGCAAGAGCUGUGGGUGGUGUUUGAUGAUUCUGGAGUAUUUGACCAGACAGCUCUUGCAGUUGAACAUGUCAGAUUUUUCUAUCAAAACAUUUGGAGGAGCUGGGAUGAAGAAGAGGAGGAUGAGUAUGAUUAUUUUGUCAGAUGUGUUGAACCUCGAUUGAGAUUGCAUUAUGACAUCCUUGAAGAUCGAGUUCCUUCAGGACUUAUUGUUGAUUACCGCAAUCUGUUGUCCCAAUGUGAGGACAGUUAUAGGAAAUUUUUAAAUCUGAGAAGCAGUUUGUCAAAUUGUAACUCCGAUUCCGAGCAGGAAAACAUCUCCAUGGUUGAAGGGUUAAAAUUAUAUUCAGAGAUGGAACAGUUGAAACAAAAGCUAAAACUCAUUGAGAAUCCAUUGUUGAGAUACGUGUUUGGUUAUCAGAAGAAUUCGAAUAUCCAAGCAAAGGGCAUUCGUCCAAAUGGUCAGAAGGUCACGCAUGUGGUCUCCUCCACCAUGAUGACUGGUCUGCUGCGGUCUCUGCUCAGGGACAGGCUUUGUCAGGAGCCUUGUAAGGAAGAAACAGAAAUUCAGUUCCAUAGUGAUCCAUUGUCUGCUAUAAAUGCCUGCUAUGAAGGUGACACUGUGAUUGUUUGUCCUGGCCAUUACAUGGUACAUGGCACAUUCGCCAUUGCUGACUCCAUUGAGUUGGAAGGAUAUGGUCUACCAGAUGAUAUUGUGAUAGAAAAGAGGGGCAAAGGAGACACUUUUGUGGAUUGUACAGGUGCAGAUAUUAAGAUCUCAAGCAUAAAAUUUAUUCAGCAUGAUGCUGUAGAAGGAAUCUUGAUCAUUCAUCGUGGUAAGACCACAUUGGAAAACUGUGUGCUGCAGUGUGAAACUACAGGAGUCACGGUGCGAACAUCAGCAGAAUUUUUAAUGAAGAACUCAGAUUUAUAUGGUGCCAAGGGUGCUGGUAUAGAAAUAUAUCCCGGGAGUAAGUGCACCUUGAGUGACAAUGGGAUCCAUCACUGCAAGGAAGGGAUACUCAUUAAGGACUUCUUAGAUGAGCAUUAUGACAUUCCCAAAAUAUCCAUGGUGAAUAAUGUCAUACAUAAUAAUGAAGGUUAUGGUGUUGUCUUGGUGAAACCUACAAUCUUCUCUGACCUGCAAGAAAAUGUCCAAGAUGAAACUGAAGAAAAUAGAGCACUUAAAAUUCCGACAAGUGAGGAGGCAGACACAGCGGAAAGGGUGGAUCUAGAAGAGCUGAUUCAAUGUACAACUGGCAAAAUGGAGCUUUAUGCAAGAUCUAAUCUUUCUGAGCAAGUGGAAGGCAACUGUGAAAUUGUAAAUGAACUAGUUGCUGCCUCCACACAGAAGGGUCAGAUGAAGAAGAAAAGGUUGAGUGAACUGGGGAUCACGCAAGCUGAUGACAACUUAAUGUCACAGGAGAUGUUUGUUUCAAUUGUGGGGAACCAGUUCAAAUGGAAUGGGAAAGGGAGUUUUGGCACAUUUCUUUUCUGA
Puma concolor (puma) is the source of this 2025-nucleotide messenger RNA. It is a transcript of the gene SHCBP1, whose product is annotated as SHC binding and spindle associated 1. Gene Ontology annotation, biological process: fibroblast growth factor receptor signaling pathway. NCBI's taxonomy places the organism in Eukaryota, Metazoa, Chordata, Mammalia, Carnivora, Felidae. The record is from RefSeq and is a predicted model, not a curated record.